CAAUUGUAUUGUAUAUUAUUAUUCUUUUUACAAUAAAAUGGGAAAUCUAUCUUUAUUAUUUUAUUGCUUGUGCAUCUGUGUAGCAUUGGGAUUUCCCAAUGUGGCCAAAGCCGAAGAAAAGAUUGAAUUUUAUGAACUAAAGAAGGGAAAUAUUUCCGUGAAGCUCACUAAUUGGGGUGCCUCUAUUGUCUCCGUUGAGGUUCCUGAUAAAUCUGGAAAGCCAAUCGAUAUUGUUCUCGGUUAUGAUUCCAUCAAGGAGUACCAAGCGGACAAAAACUAUUUUGGAAGUGUAGUAGGACGUGUAUCAAAUAGAAUUGGCAAUGCUGAAUUUAAGCUUAACGGGAAAGUGUACAAAUUAGCCGCUAAUGACGGAAAAAACACCCUUCACGGCGGUCCUAAAGGAUUUAGCCAUCUUGUUUGGAAAGUCACCAAGUACGAGAACAGUGGAAAUGCUCCUUUCAUUGUCUUUACCCACCGCAGCAGCGACGGUGAAGAAGGAUUCCCUGGUGCACUCAAAGUAGUGGUGACCUACACAUUGGUCGCUGAAGGUCAACUCACCGUCUUCAUGAAAGCAAAAAGUCUCGACGAGAAGGUCUCUCCGGUGAGUCUAGCCCAACACACAUACUGGAACCUCGGCGGCCACAACAGCGGCGACAUCUUGGAGGAGAAGCUCAGAAUCCUCGGCCAGUUCAUCACUCCGGUGGACGAGAACUCCAUCCCCACCGGUCAACUCAUGUACGCCAGAGGAACCGCGUACGACUUCACCGAGCCCCAACUCAACGGCAUCGGAAAAAGAAUCCACCUCCUCCCCACGCCGGCCGGGUAUGACAUCAACUAUGCCAUCGACGACUUUGACCCCGCCGGAAAGGUAAGGCUGGCGGCGAUCGUGGAGAAUGAGAAGACGGGGUUGAGGCUUGAGCUUUCCACCGACGCUCCCGGCGUUCAGUUUUACACCGGAAAUUCGCUGAAAGACGUCAAAGGGAAGGGCGGGUCAACGUAUCAGGCCCAUGCAGGUUACUGCUUGGCGACUCAGUGGUACCCUAACUUUGUGAACAACCCUACUUUCCCUCGGUCUAUUGUGGAGAAGGGGAAGGUUUACAAGCACCACAUGGCUUUUAAUUUUACACGUAUUUAAUCGUGAUCAAGAUUUUAUUAUGUAAUUUUUAUUAUUUUCAUUUAAUAAUUAAUAAAUUCCCGUUUUCGUAAUUACAUGAGGGAAUUAAAAUAGACAGCCAAAUGUAAUGCUAGAAGAGGCCAUGCAUUCAAUCAAGUAUAUAGCCAGUCGUUUGGAAAUGAUUUGAUUUUCAAGUUUUAAUAAUAUCUAAGUUGAGUACGUAUU
This is a messenger RNA of Cuscuta europaea, 1339 nucleotides long. Lineage: Eukaryota; Viridiplantae; Streptophyta; Magnoliopsida; Solanales; Convolvulaceae. The record is from the annotation of a GenBank genome assembly.